AAACUAGUCAUAUUAAUUAGGUCCGCUCCCCUCUUAUUUCAGUUUUCAAACUUGAAGCUGUCUCCAGCGAGUAGAGACUCAGCCAGUCAGCCUUCAUCUUUCCUGUCGUUCCCUUCGGGAUUUCUUCUCUGAAGUUCGGCUCUCCCCGCCUCUCUAUCUCUAGUCGUGAGCUUUCCCGUUAAUCGUUAACCUAAUCUUUCAUUGCAUUAAUUCUGCAGAAUGUCGCGUGUUUAUGUUGGAAACUUGGAUGCACGCGUUUCUGAGCGUGAUCUUGAAGAUGAGUUCCGCGUUUUCGGCGUUAUACGAAGUGUAUGGGUUGCACGGAGGCCUCCAGGCUAUGCAUUUAUUGAUUUUGAUGAUACUAGGGACGCAAAAGAUGCAAUCCAUGCUUUGGAUGGUAAAAAUGGUUGGAGAGUUGAGCUUUCACACAAUUCUAGAGGCGUUGGUGGAGGUGGAGGCGGUGGUCGGGGUGGAGGCCGUGGGCGAGGUGGUUCUGAUUUGAAGUGCUAUGAAUGUGGGGAGACAGGUCACUUUGCUCGUGAAUGUCGUGCACGUGGUGGUGGAGGCGGUGGAGCAAGGCGCCGUAGCCGCAGCCGCAGCCCAAGAUACAGAAGGAGCCCAAGUUAUGGUAGGAGGAGUUACAGUCCCCGUGGUAGAUCUCCGCCUCAGAGGCGUCGGAGUCCCUCACCUCGUGGAAGAAGCUACAGCAGGUCACCACCUUUCCGUGCUCGUGAAGAGCUGCCUUAUGCUAACGGAAAUGGUGUAAGAGAGCGACGCCGGAGCAGGAGCUAAAUUGGGUUGUGUACUAUGAGGAUAUUUGGGUUCAUGUAUGUAGUCAUGCUUGGAAAGCGAUGAAUUCUGUUUAAGCUGGGUGUUGCCUGCAGCCAUAGAUCUUUUUGGUUAAGUUCUUUUCUUACUGUGUUAAUUGACACCUUGGGUUAAACUUGUGUAUGGUGGUAGCUUCUUUUAUAUUUACUCUUGAAUACAUUGCAAAAUAGCUGGCUAAGUUUUGUACUUUUUUUUCUUGUAACGAGGUCUCUUCAUGGUUCUGCUACAUUGGUACUUGGUAGUGUGCUCCUUCUGCUUCUACAUCAUUGGUUUUCUGCUUCUGCGUCAUUGGUUUUCUGCUUCUACGCCAUUGGUAGUCUGCUUCUAGUUUCCUCUGUGGUUUAGUUGUUCUCUGCCGUCCCUAGGAUCUUCAAUUUGAGUUAUUGUGGAUCUCGGCUGACUUCAUCACUUGGAAAAGCCCUGCUUAAUUCAAUCUGCAGCAUGAUCCUUCUCCCUCCCCUGUUCCUUACUGCCUUCCCCAGGAUCUUCAAUUUUGAUCUAUUGUGGAUCCAGGUUGGCUUCAGCACUUGGAAAGCUGUUUCUUGACUGAAUCUCGCCAGCAUGAUGCAUCUCCUUCAUAUCUUAGUGCAACUUUUUUCUGUUGUUUACCUGGAUACACAAAUUUCAUGAAUCUAUUCUGGCAGGCAAUUGUAGAAGUCGAUACUUUUCAGAACCUGUUAUUUCAAGUGCUCCUCGAUAGGGUCCCAAUGACUAGGUAUUUUGAAGUACGAUUAACUUGCGGAACCUGUGGAAUCUUGAGUGUUCUGCUGCUUUGUUAGGUUUAACUUUUUCUAGUUUUUGUUUCCUUUGGGGUGAAAGGCAGUGAUGGCCUGUGGGAGGAUGGUUUUAUGUAGUAGUUGAUUGGGCAAAUUUCUUUUCAUAUAUUACGUUAGUCUUUUUGCAUGCCUUUAUUUGUGAGAUUACUGCAUGCCUUUAUUUGUGAGAUUACAUUCAUUGAUCCGAGAGGCGAGAGAGCUCUAUAGACUAUACUGCAUGUUCUCAAACAUGGGACUGACUUGCUCUUGAGUCUUGUUGAAUUGGAAGUGAUCAAUGGUCGGUCAUGUUUCUUGGUGUCAAUUAUCAAUGGGCAUUUGCAUUGAUGAA
Messenger RNA from Amaranthus tricolor (Joseph's coat), 1932 nucleotides. Its product is annotated as serine/arginine-rich splicing factor RSZ22A-like. Gene Ontology annotation, biological process: mRNA splicing, via spliceosome. The record is from RefSeq and is a predicted model, not a curated record. Bases 220 to 792 code for a protein of 190 amino acids. Gene Ontology annotation, cellular component: nuclear speck. NCBI's taxonomy places the organism in Eukaryota, Viridiplantae, Streptophyta, Magnoliopsida, Caryophyllales, Amaranthaceae. The transcript has 6 exons. Gene Ontology annotation, molecular function: zinc ion binding; RNA binding.